This is a messenger RNA of Saimiri boliviensis boliviensis (Bolivian squirrel monkey), 1677 nucleotides long. RefSeq names its product transmembrane protein 207 (gene TMEM207). The record is from RefSeq and is a predicted model, not a curated record. Lineage: Eukaryota; Metazoa; Chordata; Mammalia; Primates; Cebidae.
CUUGGGCUCUUAGCACCUGCAAGCAUGCACCCAACAUUCCUUCCCCUAGCAUGCACUUCACCAGUCACAAGAAGCCAUCAUUAAUCCAUGUCCUGACAGGAAGCAUAACUUAUAGAGAAGCUAGUAUGUUCUGAGAAAGAAGGAAGUAAACACAGGCAGCAAACCACUACCCUAAGCUGACUGUCCUUUAAAUAUGUCAAGAUCCAGACUUUUCAGUGUCACUUCAGUGAUCUCAACAAUAGGGAUCUUGUGUUUGCUGCUAUUCCAGUUGGUGCUCUCGGACCUACCAUGUGAAGAACAUGAAAUGUGUGUAAAUUAUAAUGAUCGACACCCUAAUGGCUGGUAUAUCUGGAUCCUGCUGCUGGUUUUCAUGGCAACUCUUCUCUGUGGAGCAGUGGUCCUCUGCCUCCAGUGCUGGCUGAGGAGACCCCGAAUUGAUUCUCACAGGCGCACCAUGGCCGUUUUUGCUGUUGGAGACUUGGACUCCAUUUAUGGGACAGAAGCAGCUGUGAGUCCAACUGUUGGAAUUCACCUUCAGACUCAAACCCCUGACCUGUAUCCUGUUCCAUAUGAAGAAAUUUUAGGCUCCCCACCUCCAUAUGAAGAUAUUAUAAAAACAAGCUGAUCUGAGACAAAUACAUAUUAUUUCAGAAAAUUCUCAGAAUGACUAAAUCACCAAUUUUCGUAAUGGAAACAUAGGAGAACCAAUACUGGAUUGUGUAUAAUAUUAUUUUCCAAUUACUGCAUAUCAGAAGCCACCGUGAUCCACUUAAGAACAAAAGCUGUGCAAUCUGCUUCAGGAAUGAUUUUUCUACUAAUUUCUAGUGUAUCCACUGACUAUAAGGCUGAAACUAUUCUCAAGCUUGAGAAUCUAGAGACAAAAAAAGAAAACGAACAAGUUUAAGUGUGAAGAACAGAGUCUGGUAAAGAGACUAAACAGAGAAUCAGCCUUCUCUCUGUGAUGGUGAUCUCUGGUUUAAUAAGACUGCUCCAUCAAUGAUGCAGCAAAUAUAUGGGUUGUAUUUCCAGUUGCGGCAUUAGGGACUUUUUAGUCCUCACCUCAAUUUUGCUACCUUGGAAAGAGAGGAAAAUGCUGUAUUUAGGAAAGAUGUCCCUUAAGAAAUGAUCUGUUAUUGGAGAUAGGAAGGAUGUUCAGAGGUAAAAAUCAGGAAAAGGAUCAGGUGUUUAGGGAUAGAGGCAAGAAAAGUAUAGGGCCAUCUGAAGCAAAGAAAGAAAUGCAGUCUGAUUGGAAGGUGAUAAGUAGACAGGAGAGUGGUAAACCGAGAGGCAGUAGCAGUUUCCAGAGCUGAAUUCAUGGAGAGCCUGAAAAUUAGUUUACAACUUUUGUUGCUUUAUCCUAAAAAAAAUAGGAAGACAAUCUGGCUGCAGUAUGAAGCAUGGAUUGGGGGAAGGAAUAUAAGAGACUGUUGCAAUCAUCUCAGGGAGAAGAUAAAAAUUUGGACUAGGAUUAAGAUAAUAACUUGGACUAAGGGAAUGACUUAGAGGGCUUUAAAUUAGUUAGAAUCUAUAGUGUUUAGUCUUUAGCUGAUCAUCAAAAUGUAAGUAGUGAGAGAGUUCGAAACAAAUUCUAGGGUUUUCUAUAAAGCCUAAGAUACCUAAUAUCUAGCACACAGGAUUACAUAAAUGUUUUAGAAUAAAAUAACAACAGAUACUUUU